UUUCUCUCUAUUUUUUCCGAAUUCUCUCGUAAUAGGAAGAGACCAUGAAAUCCGGCAGAGACAAAGAGAAAGAGAACGAUCGCUGCAUCAGUUCGCAUAUGCAGACCCUCCAUCGCCGUCUUAUCCACGCCCUAAACCUUGGCACCAGACAUUUUGAUGAGAAGACAAAUAGGUGGAGAUGGCAGUGCGCCAACAUUGAAGUGCAGAAAAAUGUACUACGAUCAAUUGGUGCCUUUCUUGAUUCCUUAUCGGGCGAUGCACGUGCAGCACGUCAUGCUGUUGUUAAGGAAUCUGUUCCUGAUAUUUUAGGAGCAUUAUUAUGGAUUCUUCAAUGCAAAAAUGAGGCUUUAUUAAGCAUGGCAUCAAAUGUUGCAGUGAAGUUGGUUAGUGUUCUGCCUAAUCCAUUAUUGCAAUCACAUAUGUUGGAUCUUGUUUAUUGUCUAUCAUCCUUGCUAUCUUCACAUCAAGUAGAAGUUGCUAUACCCUGUGCUACCACUUUGAAUUUUGUAAUCUCAAAUUUGAGUGCUACAAAUGAGAAGGAAGUUAUGGAAGCACUGAAAGAAACAGAGGCUUCCCUUUGGAUUGUUGGAAAUAUAAAGGAUUUUGCUGAAGGUGUAAAGAAAAUUGAGUAUUUCGAAGAGAUGAGUUUACUUUUGAGCACUAUACUAUGGCGCUGGCCACCGUCUAGGUUCUCUGUUUGUAAUGAUGUAAUACUUAUGAAAGGUCUAGCAAACAUCCAUACAAAGACAGAUAGUUCUAUUAAACUCGCACUUCUAAAGUUGUACACGUCAAUAGCUUUGUGUGAUUCUGCAGCAAGAAGACUUAUAGAGGAUGAAGAAAUAUUUCCACAAAUGUUUGUGCAGGCAAUGGGAAAAUCAAACCCUCAUGCUAUUCGGAUAGAGGGGUUUAGGCUUGCUCAGUGCCUAUUGAGAUCCCAAGAUAAUUGUUUAAAAGUGGUUGGUUUGUGUGGUGAUGCUCUUGUUGAGGCCAUCAUUUGUGGAAUGACAGAACCUAGGGUGACUUCUAAAAAGUUUGGAAACAACCACGGGUCUUUGUCAGUGGAAGCAUGCCAGUUGGCUCUAAUUACUCGCUGGGCAGGUGAUCAUCAUACCAACUUUUGGAAACAAGGAAUUGAUAGAGUCCUUCUUAGUCUUCUGAUUGAAAAUAUUGAAGACCAAUUGUUUGAACCCGUCUUGGCUUUGGAAAAACAAAUAUAUAUGGCAAAAGAGGGAUUAAAAGCCAAUUAUCAUCUCGGUCUUAGGAGUUAUCUGUGGGACAUUCUUGGGUGGCUUACAAUUCAUUGGGGAGAAAAUUUAAACCCUUAUACUCGUGGUAGUGAGCUCUGCAUCAAGUUACUAAUUACAUGUGCAUGCUUGAGUUUUGUGGAUACACUUGAAAAAUGGUGCAGAAUUUGUCAAAAGGAUAUUGAUGAUCAUUUUCAAAGUGAACCUGUAUCAAGGGCCGUUCUAAUGAUGAUUCAUUCUCCAUGUAAUUCCAUCUCCUCACACACUAAAUUCUUAUUAUCAGAUGUACUGAAGGUGAAAGGCAUGUCAUGCUUGAAAAGCUUAUUACAUACUCUAGAUUAUACAUCAUCCCUAGAAAGCUAUGGUUCAUUUGAUAAACUUCAACUGGUUAUUAAUUUAAUUGGGUUUACUUGUCUUUCAAGUUUACCACAAUACCAAAGAUGUAUCAUUGAGAGCAAAGGGAUAAAGGUGAUUGUUCUUCUUCUGAAACGAUGCUUAAAUAAUGACAUUCAUAUCGAAAGGCAAAGCUUUACUCCUCAUUUGCACACACAUGAAAGGUCUUGGUGCUGUUUUGAUAAAGAAGAUUGGGAAGGCUCCAACAUUCUCUUAUUUUAUAGUUUGUUGGCCUUAACAGAAAUUCUUCAUCAGUGUGACCUUUUACAAGAGAAUCCUCAGCAAUUUUCUGGAGAGGUGACAAACAUUACACCACAGUUCGUUAGCAAACUUCAAGAGAUCUGUAAAAGCAACUCUUUCAGUCCUGGUGUGAGAUGGUAUGUUUCUUAUAUUCUAACUUAUUUUGGAUAUUAUGGCUUCCCAACUGAAUUAGCCAAAAGGAUUGGAGAAUCUCUCAAUAAGGAAGAAUACUCAGAUAUGAAGCUUGUCUUAGCAAAUGGGGAAUCUCUGAGUGUUCAUGUUGCUAUUCUUGCUGUUCGAUGUCCAUCACUAGUGCCUCCUCAAUUGUUACCUUGUAGGAAGAGUUCUAAAGAGAUAGCAGAUGAGUUUGUCAGAGAGACCGUGAGAGAAGUUCGAUUAUCUUCUCAUGUUGGUUAUGAAACAUUGGUGUUGUUGUUGGAAUAUGUAUACUUGGGAUGCUUACGUGCCAGUGAAGAAGCAGCAAAGAAGCUAAAAGUUCUUGCUAAGCGCUGCAAUCUACAGCCUUUGUUCCAAAUGCUUCACAGACAGCAUCCGAAAUGGGGCUUACCUUUCCCCAGCUUUAAUCUUACGUCAGCUUUUGGUUUAGCUGGAAGUUGUUUUUCGGAUAUCGUAUUGGGAGCUAAAUCAAAUGAGCUUGCUGGGUGGACAUGCGAUAUUUGUUCUGACACAGUACCCCAUAUGCAUGUUCACAAAGUUAUAUUGCAGUCUGGUUGUGAUUAUCUACAAGGUUUGUUCCGGUCAGGAAUGCAAGAAAGUCAUUCACAAGUAAUAAAAGUUGAUAUUAGCUGGCAAGCAUUGAUUAAACUAGUGCAGUGGUUUUAUUCUGAUGAGCUGCCUGGUCCUCCAUCUGGAUGCUUGUGGGAUAAUAUGGAUGAUCAAGAAAAGCUAUUUAAUCUACAACCAUAUGUGGAGCUUUAUUGGCUUGCUGAGUUCUGGAUUUUAGAAAAUAUUCAGGAAGCUUGCUUUAAUGUUAUUAUGUCUUGUCUUGAUUCUUCCUGGCGGUUGUCCAUUAGAAUAAUCAAAAUGGCUUAUAAUCUCUCUUUGUGGAAGUUAGUUGAUAUUGCUGCAAAUCUCAUGGCUCCUUCAUAUCGUCAAUUACGAGAUUCUGGUGAACUAGAAGAAUUUGAUGAUGCACUAGUGCACUUGAUUUAUUCUGCUUCUAUCCAACUUAACUAAGAAAGCAAAAAUUGUUUUUGGUGAAUCAAUACUCCUCAAGAUGGUUCAUAGUGCAAGAGAUUCUGAAGGCAUAUACUAACUUUUUUAGGAGCUACAAACUUUGUCAAGUAUGGCAUCAGAAGAACCUGGGAUGUGGCUUGCUCCAUGAUUCUAAGCGAGUAAAACAUUUUUUUGUGGUGGAGGUUAGAGAAAACUUGUUACUCGUGAAAAAAAUCUAAUGUUUGGUCAGUUUAGAAUGCUCGUAU
This is a messenger RNA of Vigna umbellata (rice bean), 3319 nucleotides long. RefSeq names its product BTB/POZ domain-containing protein. The record is from RefSeq and is a predicted model, not a curated record. Gene Ontology annotation, molecular function: protein binding. NCBI's taxonomy places the organism in Eukaryota, Viridiplantae, Streptophyta, Magnoliopsida, Fabales, Fabaceae.